Messenger RNA from Solea solea (common sole), 1722 nucleotides. Its product is annotated as protein TASOR-like. The coding region runs from base 511 to 1722 and encodes 403 amino acids. The transcript is spliced from 13 exons. NCBI's taxonomy places the organism in Eukaryota, Metazoa, Chordata, Actinopteri, Pleuronectiformes, Soleidae. Gene Ontology annotation, biological process: negative regulation of gene expression, epigenetic. The record is from RefSeq and is a predicted model, not a curated record. Gene Ontology annotation, cellular component: nucleoplasm.
UUUACGUUUAUCAAUCAUUCAUUUUGUUCAAGGCAAACAGGAAAUGGAGUGAAGUACGACAACGGCGCAGGCACUAACUAACCGAAGCACAGCUUUUAUGCUGCCUCACCACUUGCCGCAGUUUGGUCUCGACUUUCAAGAUGGAUGCCUUCACCCGAUAGGUUUCUGUUUCUUUUUCGAAAAGGACGGUCAAUGGCCGAUAGUACGUACGUGGAGACACGUUGGAAACCAAAGCGCUUUAACGUUUAAAUAGGUCUACUGCGUGUGUAAUUUGUAUUUGUAUUCGUUUGUAGUAUUUGUCCCCACGUGUUUUGCUUUAGACUGUCUACUUUGUGACUUCCUGGUUUUCCUUCUGUGACGAAUCUGCGCUAAACGCUGAAAUGACUUUGGAAGGUUCGUUGGAUACGAGACAAACUAAACUUCAUGAUGUCAUUUUAAUUUUCAAAACCAGAGCAAAGUGUUUUUCGCAAAGGACAAUGGAAGAGCAGCAGAUUUCGUAAGAGUUCAGCGAUGGAAAGUGGAAAUGUCGAUGCCUCGCUCAAAGGUGUUUUAUUACCUGUGCGGGACACUUCUGACAUCUUUGAGAACUCUAUUGUGGCUCCUAUUCAAAGUGCGUACUUGUACGAAGAGUCUCGACAGUCUUUCAGAUACAAGUCCGCUGUCUUGAUUGAGAAUGCUCUACUUGAAGAAAAGUAUAAUGCCUUCCGAGCAAAGAGGAGACAAGAAGGAUAUUCAGAAGAGGAUUUGAAGGAGUCCUAUGGAUUUCUGCUGUUUGAUGACGUCAACAAGGCUCAUGCACUUGGAAGAAAUGGUGUUCUCACAGGAAACAGCACUUGCACAACUCUGGGAGAUCCCUUGAAGGGUGUUUACAUAUCAAUGUACUCUGACUGUUUGGAUCUGAAUCGCUGGUAUAAUGGGAAAUCUGGAUACAUUGUCAUCUUCAGGCUGACAAAGGGGAGAGUCAAAAGGGUUUUUGAAAACUACACACAGAAUCUCACACCACCAACUUUGGGAUACGACUGCCACGUGUCUGAAGAGUUACCCUCAGUAUCAGCCAAAACCAGCUCCUUUCUUGCUUUUGAGAGAACUCAGUAUUACAUGUAUGAGCUGUUGGAUGACGGUAGCUGUGAAACGGCGAAAUCUCCCAGUGCUGCUUGUCCUUUUGCCAUUGUGUCGUUUUCAUACACGGACACCAAAGCAACGCUUCAUGCACCACAUGAGAUAAGUGAGGAGAAAAAACUGGAUUUUCAUUAUGUGGCCUGGAUGGGUCAACUUCAAAUCGGUACCCAGUUCAUUGAUGUUGGGCUUAGGUCUGCAGCAGUUGCCUUGAUUCCUAUAAAACUUCCACCAGUUGUCAAAAUUGACAGAGCCAUAUACAUGUUAGAGUUGUUGCAGCUGUUGCCGAGGGCUGCUUUUGAAACCUGCUUGUCUGGUGAAGUCUUUCUGGAUGGCUUUUACUUAAGUCUGUGUGAGCUGGUUCCUUCUGAGACAGAAGAAAACAAAUCAUUCUCUCUGCUUUUGCAGGAAAUCAAGGAGAAAAAUCUUGCUCUCCCUGUUCCAUUGAAUGAUGGUGGUUUUCUCAUGUUGUUGCACUCCUCCCAUUUCCUCAUGUACAAUGGGUCUGGGUCAAAGGCAACUGAGGUCAUGCAAGCUAUGUUUGUUUUUCCAGACUCCCGAUAUAUACACAAGGGUAAUCACAGUAUGGAUAGUUUAAUUUAUUAA